Messenger RNA from Telopea speciosissima, 522 nucleotides. RefSeq lists its product as uncharacterized. The record is from RefSeq and is a predicted model, not a curated record. The transcript has a single exon. Gene Ontology annotation, molecular function: acyltransferase activity, transferring groups other than amino-acyl groups. Bases 4 to 522 code for a protein of 172 amino acids. Lineage: Eukaryota; Viridiplantae; Streptophyta; Magnoliopsida; Proteales; Proteaceae.
AGGAUGGAUUCAUCGAGAAUCUCUCUCCGGCCGUUUAAACUUUCAGAUGUAGAUGAUAUCAUGGAAUGGGCAGGCGAUGAUCGGGUGACUCAAUUUCUUAGACGGGAGACCUUCAAAUCAAGGGAUGAGGCUUUCAGUUUCAUCAAAGAUGUUUGCAUCCCCCACCCUUGGCGUCGAUCCAUAUGUUUAGACGACCGUUCGAUCGGAUAUGUUUCGAUUUCUCCGGCAUCCGGCAAAGACAGGUGUAGAGCUGAUCUUGGAUAUGCUUUAGCUGCACAGUAUUGGGGUCAAGGAAUAGUCACCAUAGCUGUGAAGAUGGCACUGGCUUCUCUAUUAAAAGAUUUACCUGAUGUGAUGAGGCUACAAGCUUUGGCUGAUUUAGAAAAUAAGGCCUCACAGAGGGUCCUUGAAAAGGCUGGGUUCCUUAAAGAGGGUAUUUUGAGAAAGUAUUUCUCUCUUAAAGGUCAGAUUAGAGAUUUAGUUAUGUAUAGUUUUUUAGCUAUUGAAACUGUCCCAAAUUGA